This is a messenger RNA of Mauremys mutica (yellowpond turtle), 4708 nucleotides long. It is a transcript of the gene NHLRC3, whose product is annotated as NHL repeat containing 3. Gene Ontology annotation, molecular function: ubiquitin protein ligase activity; translation repressor activity; protein binding. The coding region runs from base 58 to 1086 and encodes 342 amino acids. Gene Ontology annotation, biological process: protein polyubiquitination; negative regulation of translation; proteasome-mediated ubiquitin-dependent protein catabolic process. The record is from RefSeq and is a predicted model, not a curated record. Lineage: Eukaryota; Metazoa; Chordata; Testudines; Geoemydidae. The transcript is spliced from 7 exons.
CGGCUCCGGGAUGGGGGCGGGGAGACCGAGCUCCGGCGCUGACGCUGUCCGGGCUCCAUGAAGCGGCGCGGCAGGCCCGGCCUGGCGGUUGCCAUGGGCAGCGCGGUAGCAGCGCUGCUGGUUUUCUAUUGCGCGCUCUCGGGAUCCCAGGUAUUAAGAGCAAUUGCUUUUUACUCCCCGUGGAGAAUAGAACAACAGCUUUACAAGCUGGAUGUAGGCUGGCCUAAACAUCCAGAAUAUUUCACUGGGCAAACAUUUUGUGUUGCUGUUGACCCUCUCCAUGAUCUGGUCUAUGUUGCACAAAGAGGGACUAAUGUACCUAAGGUACUAGUGUUUUCAGAUGAAGGAAAUUUCCUGCAUGCGUGGAAUUCCACAGUUGAAAUGCCUCAUGGUAUCUUUGCAGUCAGCACCUCUACAGAUACCUCAAUAUGGAUCACAGAUGUUGGAAGCGGAGAGUAUGGGCACACAGUUAAACAGUACAGUCCUUCUGGGAAACUUAUUCAGAUCCUGGGUACUCAAGGUAAAGCUGGAUCAGGUUUAAAUCCGCUGCAGUUCGAUCAGCCAGCAGAAAUAUUUGUGGAACAAACAGGGGAGAUCUACAUUGUGGAUGGAGAUGGAGGGAUGAACAACAGAUUAUUCAAACUGUCCACAGAUUUCCAGGAGAUAUGGCUGCGUGGGGAAAAUGGUACAGGUGCUGGUCAGUUCAAGAUUCCUCACAGUGUCACAGUGGAUUCUGUUGGACGGGUGUGGGUUGCUGACCGAGGAAACAAACGAAUCCAGGUUUUUGAUAAAGUCACAGGGGAAUGGCUGGGGUCCUGGAGUAGUUGUUUCCUAGAAGAUGGUCCCUCUUCUGUCAGAUUAACUACCAAUGAGAAAUAUCUAAUUGUAGCUCAGCUGAACAUUAACAGAGUGUCUGUCUUGGCAGCACCACCAAUAGGAUCCAUUGGAGAUUGCCAUGUGGUAAACACAAUCCAGCUAGCUGAUGAGGUUAAACCACACCUUGUGGAUGUAAAUGUGAAGACUGGAGCAAUUUAUGUUGCAGAAAUUGGUGCACAACAAGUACAAAAAUAUGUACCCUUAAACUAAUGGUUUUCUUUGGUUCAUUUAGCACAAGCCAUUUCUUCUGGAUUACAAGACCGGUGCUGGAUUUCCUUACGUUCAUUGCAGACUGUGCUUCCACACAUAAGCACAGCAUGUUGCAGCACUAGAAUGCAUAAAAUAACUGUUUUGUGACCUGCUCUCACUCUUAUUUUCUUUGUCAAACUCAGGGAGCUAUUUUCUCUUAACCUGUCAUUAUUUGUCUUUACUGGCAUGUUUUGUUUCAUUUUUGUUAGUUGUUGGAAUUUGGAGAAUGCAUUUGAUAUGCAUAUUAGUUCCACUUAACCAUGUUUUACCCUGCUUUUAACUUCAAGGUAGUUUUUCCCCUUGUCUCUUGAUAAAUCAUAAGACAUUAGGUUUGUCAUUAUUCUGCUAGUCUAGACAUAAUUUCCACUGUUAAUCAAUGUACACUCUACCUCCAGUGUCCGAGGUGAAUCUUGUGACUUCUUUGCCUAGCCAGUGCACUCUGCUACCUCCUAACGUCCUAGCUGGCAGAGAGAAAUGUCUACAUAUUUAAUUUUCCAGAAGCCUUGUCCACUUGAGGCUCUGGACUCUAGCUUAACAUUGCUUCAGGUUUCCUUGACUCUUUAUGCUAACAUUGUCCAACUCAGAACAUAAAGAUGCAGCAUGUCAUAGUCUCCUGGGCUUCAAUGAGACCUUUGAUACUUACGGCCAGUGCUGAGGUAUUAGCAUCUCUGGCAUCUACUUUAGGUAAUCAUUGAUACCGCUGUUGACAACAAAGGCAUCAGUUCUUUACUGAUUUAAGCUAACUCCAUAUAAAGCACUUUAAAUGAAAUUAAGAGUAUCUUCACAAUGAGGUGACACUGAUUUUUAACUAACUGAAUUUCUAAAUUGAUUUAGUUAAAAGGGUACAAGUUUUAUGUGUAAGCAAGGCCUCAAAGUAGAAUGUGGUGAAGUUUAGCACAUCUGAGAAUCCUGAGGCACAUACUGGGGAUUUACUAGGAGACUUUUAAUCAGCCUUAGGCCUGGAGACCUAUAACAUGCUUUUGUCCUCUUAAUCUUGUUGAAACUCAGACACAUUGGCUACAGCAAUAUUUGGCCUUUGGAUUCUUGUUUUUAGAGACCAGUCUGAUCUUUUAUUCUGCCUUCAGAUUUUCAAGGACAUUCUUUCAAUACUAAGCUGUGACUUUCCAUUUCUUUUUGAGGGACUUCUGCCAAUACAUCAGCAGCUGAUUUCUCUUUAGCACAGAACUUGCAAACUUCUUUGUGACUGUUCCAGAGUCAUUGUCUUCAUACUUGCUCCCCUGAAUCUAGUUUUGGUUUUGAGUUGCAUAAAUUAGCUUCAUUAUCUUCUCCAAAAAACAUACACCAGCAUCUUUCUGUCCAUCCCUUCCCUAGUCCACAGUAAUUCCAAAGCCUUUUAGGUGUUGCUGUACAGCCUUUCAGAGUAUCCUCUCUUCAGUGUAGAAGGGGUGAAAAAAGAGCACCAGUUCUUUGAUACAUUUCUAGUGGUAAAGAAUAACUCUCCUGGUGAAAGAUUGUGGGCCCAUCCUCCUUGUUCAGUCAGGAGCUAUGAAUGCGUUGCAGAAUGAUCUGGGGGAUUUUUUCCUUUUCUUUUCACAUAACUAUCCUGAUUCCUUGGCUAUUUUGGGUGCUAGUAGUAGGUCAAGAGAGGCUAAGCUGUUCCACCUCCCCAGGUAAGGAGUAUGGGAAGUGGAACCAUGGUUCACCAUCAUGGAUGUCCCAGCAGUUGAAUGUUGUAUUGCUUAGUUCAAUACCAGGUUCACUAAAAUUGAGGUUUGUUCAGUUUACCUUGAAGAUUUUUUUUGCCAUGGUGUCCAGAUCCUUAUGUAACAUAUUACAGAAACAGUCUACGUGAAUCAUCAAGGAAGAGUCAGAUUUGGUUGCCAUGUCUGGACAUUAUUGCUGCUUUGGAACCAGGCAAUCCUGAACAAAGAGGACUUUGUAUAGAUGGUUGUGAUAUUGAAAAAGACACUGUACUGGCAGAUACCUUCAGACUGGCAGCUCAAGAAGCCUUCCAAGUGAUGCAGAUCAUGAAGUUCUGCGUGUGCCUUAGAGAUUUGUCUUUGAGACUUGUCACUCAGACAUCAAUUUUUUAAAACUAUUUUUGUCUGACUUUUGUUCCCUCACUCAUCCUUGGAAUCAGUGGGAGCUAGGUGCCUAAAUGCCUUUGAGAAUCUGGGCCAAAGUGUGUUUGUUCAGUUUAUAGGAAUUUGCGGUAUGAACAGAUGUCACCUGGUGAAUAGUAGGAGGCUAUCAAACUCCUUUUCAAUGCUAUACUUGUGACCUAGUUCAAGAGGUGACUGAUAAGUGCUUGAAAUUGAUUUAUUAAAAAUAAUUGAGAAAAAUUACAUUUUAGCAUAAUUUGACAAAAAAUGAAUAAGGCUUUCACAAUGGGGGACCUUAUGGCUUAAUUUGAAAGUGCUCCUCAUUUCUGUAGCUUGGUGUGAUGACUUUGGCUGCAUGGGAUUUUUUGAUCUGGGGGGAAAUGGGGGAAAAAUCAGACUGGUAAACUUGAACUGUUCAUCUAAAUUACAAUGUUUUGUAUAAAAAAUGUUUUUAAACACAUUUUGCCUGAUUUGCACACAGCUUAGUAAAAUUUCUUACUUGGAAGCUAAAAUUGUGUGUCCCUUUUCCCUUCCUACCUCACUCUUGUGACUCUCACUCUGUAGGACAUCAAUAGUAAAUUGAAAAUGGAUGCAUACAUCUUAAUUAUUACAGUUUAUCAUAUGUUUCCCUCAGAGUAAUUACUAAUAUGUGAUGACUGAGUUACAUAAGCCUUGAUAUGAAAACAACAAUAUAAUCAUUUCCAGCUUCAUUGAGUCUUUUGUAGAGGAUUAGACUAAUUCUUUAAAAAAAUCCAGAUAUUAAAUUAAGAUUGAAAUCAAUGAGGGAUUUAAAGAGCUCAAAUCGUUCAGCUUGUCAAAAAGAAGAUCAAGUGGUGACUUGAUUAUAAUGUAUAAAGUACCUUCACGGGGAGAAAAUACCAGGUACUAAAGGGCUCUAAUUUAGAAGAAAAGAGCAUUACAAGAACUAAUGGCUGGAAGUUAAAGCCAGACAAAUGCAAAUUAGAAACAAGGCACACAUUUUUAAUAGGGGAUGAACCAUUGAAACAAACUACCAAGGGAAAUUGUGGAUUCUCUGUCUCUUGAUGUCUUCAAACCAAGAUUGGAUGAUUUCUGGAACACAAGUUAUUGGGUUCAAUACAGGAUUAACUGGGUGAAAUCAAAGACCUAUGUUUAUACAGAAGGUCAUAGUAGAUCUAAUGGUCCUUACUGGCCUUAAAAUCUAGUGACUGAAUUUGACUACAACAACCUUCUUUAAAACUCUCUCAAGGUGAGCAACACUGUGUUUGUUUCUGGUUGGGUGAGUAAUACAUCAGAAGGGUAUUUUUACUUGAUUAUUCUCAAUAUAAGUGUGAGCGAGCAGGUAAAUUUUAAUAACAGUUUUGUGAAGCUGGACUUCCCACACUAUAAGGAGGAUGGAUGGGUGGAUGUUUGUUCUGAGUUAAUGUAACCUAUCUUACUUUUCUUGUAUGUACCAAUAGUACCGAUCUUUCAAAUAAACAAUUUCUGUAGUGCCAGAGGUGGUAGUUCUUCCUCAAAAUAAGGUUUAUUUAUGUAAUUUA